AUGUCCAAGCUCUGGCAAGCCGCCCCCCUCCCCGCCACCGCGCUCGGCCGGCACCGCAAGCUCGCGCCGAUCGCGGGCGUGCGCGUGUCCCCAAUCCAGCUCGGGGCGAUGAGCAUCGGGGACAAGUGGGAGAAGCACGGGAUGGGCGCGAUGAACAAGGAGAGCAGCUUCAAGCUGCUCGACGCGUACUACGACAAGGGCGGGAACUUCAUCGACACCGCGAACGGCUACCAGGACGAGUCCUCGGAGGAGUUCAUCGGCGAGUGGAUGGAGGCGCGCGGCGUGCGCGACCAGCUGGUGAUCGCGACCAAGUACACGACGAACUACAAGCGCGGGGAUGAGAACCAGGAGAUCAAGCAGAAGACGCACUACACGGGGAACAACAUGAAGUCUCUGCACCUCUCCGUCGCGGCGUCCCUGAAGAAGCUGCGCACUGACUACAUCGACAUCCUGUAUGUCCACUGGUGGGACUUCGAUUGCACCGUGGAGGAGGUCAUGAACGGCUUGCACAACCUCGUCGUGUCCGGCAAGGUCCUCUACCUCGGCAUCUCGGAUACGCCCGCGUGGAUCGUGUCAAAGGCGAACAUGUACGCCCGCCUCAUGGGGAAGACGCCCUUCGUCAUCUACCAGGGCCUCUGGAACAUCCUCCAGCGCGACUUCGAGCGCGAUAUCAUCCCUAUGGCCCGGGAGGAAGGUCUGGCCCUUGCUCCAUGGAGUGUCUUGGCGGCUGGUAAGAUCCGCACCGACGAAGAGGAAGAGCGGCGGCGGAAGACGGGCGAGAAGGGCCGCACGAUCAGCAGACCCGACUGGGAGAGGACCGAGGACGAGAAGAAGAUGUGCAAGGCCCUCGAGGAAGUCGCAAAGCAGGUCGGCGCCAAGAGCAUCCAGGCGGUGGCAAUCGCGUACGUGAUGCAGAAGACGCCAUUCGUCUUCCCCAUCAUUGGUGGCCGCAAGGUCGAGCAGCUCGACGACAACAUCGAGGCGCUGAGCGUCGCGCUCUCGGAAGAGCAGGUCAAGUACCUCGAGAGCAUCCUGCCGUUCAACCCUGGCUUCCCGAACACCAUGGUCGGUGACGGAACGGAGUACACCGUGCUGACCAAGACGGCUGGCAACUUUGACAAGUGGCCCCGCCCUCAGGCCAUCCGCCCGUCGACGUGA
This is a messenger RNA of Trametes versicolor FP-101664 SS1, 1158 nucleotides long. Its product is annotated as Aldo/keto reductase. The transcript has 8 exons. The coding region runs from base 1 to 1158 and encodes 385 amino acids. NCBI's taxonomy places the organism in Eukaryota, Fungi, Basidiomycota, Agaricomycetes, Polyporales, Polyporaceae. The record is from RefSeq and is a predicted model, not a curated record.